Messenger RNA from Chaetomium strumarium, 1574 nucleotides. RefSeq lists its product as uncharacterized. The record is from RefSeq and is a predicted model, not a curated record. NCBI's taxonomy places the organism in Eukaryota, Fungi, Ascomycota, Sordariomycetes, Sordariales, Chaetomiaceae. Bases 473 to 1237 code for a protein of 254 amino acids. The transcript is spliced from 3 exons.
AGAUAAUAUGUCACGGUACCUACAUACAAUGGCCGGGCAGCCAGUGAAUGUGCGUUGCCUCGGGACCCUGCAGUAGUAGCUGUUCCUCCCUGCGUCCGGCUCGCUUCGAGAAGGCCGAUUCCAUCCCCUAAAUAGGCCGAUUGCCCUGCAUUUCAGUUCCUCACGUGUCUCCUCUUUCCACCAUUCGGUAACUGGGCACGAGGACUACCUUUACCUAGGCGGUGGGAAACGGCUCGUAGGCUGUUGUUCACUCUUUUGGAGCUUCUGGUGGCGCCGUCCGAAUUACCUUAGUGGUCAUUGUUGUUAUUGUUCUAGGCUUCUUCCCCGCGCCCCCGUCGUCAUUGCACUUAGAUGACCGCACUCCCACCCGGCCAUUGUGCAUUGUUGCUGCCGCUCUUACAUUCGCUUCCUGCCCGAACUCCUCGCAUCAACUCCAACCACGGAUCGCUGCUCUAAAGGGUCCGAGAUCAAUAUGGCUACUACCAUAGCCGAGGACGUACCACGUGUGCCGGUUGAGCCCUUUUCCCCCGAGGACUUUGAGACGGCGUCAAUCCGCUCAGCUGCUCCGUCGUAUACAUCUGACGCCCCCUCCUAUCACUCCACCAACCCACACCCUGACCCUCUCCCUCCUCCAUACUCGCCACCACCGCGCUCGACCCCUUCGGCAGCAGCGCGCGCCCACCCAGGCAGCGUGUCUUCGCUGCUCGAACCCGCCAACAACACCAACGAUCCGGCCCCUCGCCGGUACGGCCUCCCCCCCGUGCCAAGCGGGCCCCCACGCCAGCAUUCGGACAUCCCCUCCUUCUCGCAGUUCCGCAUUCCGCCCUGGUCGACCGCCAGCUCCAGCUCGGCGAACCCCACGGCCCGCAUCUACCAGAACGUGGCGCUGCGCCGGGCCAGCGCGGCCAACCGGUCGACGGCCGACCUGGACGGCCUGAUGCGGAGGGUCAUGCUGGAGCGGAUCGAGGAGGAGGAGCGGAACCGGGUCCGGCUGCUGGAGGAUCCCUACCUGGUCGGCGAGGAGGCGGCGGCGCGGGCGCGGGCGGACAGGGUGGCGCGAGAGUCGUCGCCCGGGAACGGUGAUGAGAUUCUGAUUCGGGAGGAUCGGAGGUGGGACCGGUUUCUGGCCCAGAUGAAGGACCGGGAAGAGCGAGAGCGAAGCUGGAAACGGUUCCGGCGCGAGGCAGACAAGCGGUCGAACAGCAGGCUUGCCUUCCGCAUCGGCGCGAGAUUUUAAGGGGCGGUUAUUCCUUCCAGGUUGUGUGUCUCCUUGGGCUUUUCGGCGUUGUCCUUUUCGCAUGGCAUUGCGAGCUGCUGUGCUCUGGUUGCUUUUCAUUCCAUUCCUCUUUCCAUCCUUGCCCUCCUUUUUCUCCGCCUUCAGGGGGUUCAAAUUCGACCUUUUGCAUUGGGCGGGAAUCCGUCGGGCGUUGCAUUGGUGUUAAAGGAUUGGAGGCACUGGCUUUGGCAGAUUGCCCGGUUAGUAGUGUAGGUUGGCCUCGGUUUCAAUGUCUGAAUCCAUGAUUGGUCGGAUUUGGUAAAGAUCGAUGAACAACGUUAGCAAGACAUCACCUUGA